UUUCCUUAGAAUCCAUUAAAAAAAACAGUGUUGAGAAGACAAACGGACACCUUUUCUUCAAAAUGUUCCCCGUCGUUUUUAUUCUGUGUUUUGUUACUUUCAGCUCCGUAAACGGCGGCUCUCCUGACGUUUCCCUGUUUGCAUCAGAAGCUAAAGAAAAGGCAAACGUUGUUCUGACGUGCCUCGCCACUGGCUUUUACCCCAAAGACAUCACUAUGAACAUCAGAAGGGAUGGCCGCAUUCUCACUAAAGAUGACGGCGUGGUGACCUCUGGAGUUCAACCAAAUGAAAACAACACCCAUCAGAGGAGAGACCAUGUGGAGAUUCCCAGGGCUGACGUCGCCACAUACACCUGUGAAAUCAUCCAUCCUGGUUCCAACAUGCAUGUUGAGAAGCCAUGGGAGAAGCAUUCUCUGACGUACAUCUACACGGCCUUCUCCCAUCCUGUGAAGCUCCCAGGCAUCCAUGAAUUUACUGCUAUGGGUCUGCUGGACAACAGAAUGAUCGACUACUAUGACAGCUCUGUGCAAAAGAAAAUUCCCAAACAGGACUGGAUGAAGGAGCGACUCCAACAGGAAUACUGGGAAAAAGGCACGCAGUCCCGGCAGAGCAAGCAGCAGUGGUUCAAGGUUAACAUUGACAUCCUGAUCAACCGAAUGAGACAAACGUCUAAUGACACUCAUGUUCUUCAGUGGAUGCAUGGAUGUGAAGGUGUAGAAGAUGGACAUGGCAACCUCCAGUUUAUGAGUGGUGUGGACAUGUACAACUAUGAUGGAGAUGACUUCCUGGCUUUUGAUGAUGAACAUCAAAUUUGGGUGGCUACAUUGGAUGCAGCAGUCCCUACCAAGAGGAAGUGGGAUGAAGUCACAGCUCUGAAAGACUACACCAAGGGAUACCUGGAGAAGGAGUGCAUGGAAUGGAUGAAUACCUUUCUGAGUUAUUCAAAGCAGCAGCUCAAAAGUGCCUCUUCACCUGACGUUUUCCUGUUUGCAUCAGAAGCUAAAGAAAAGGCAAACGUUGUUCUGACGUGCCUCGCCACUGGCUUUUACCCCAAAGACAUCACUAUGAACAUCAGAAGGGAUGGCCGCAUUCUCACUAAAGAUGACGGCGUGGUGAGCUCUGGUGUUCGACCAAAUCAAGACGACACCCAUCAGAGGAGAGACCAUGUGGAGAUUCUCAGGACUGAUGUCGCCUCUUACACCUGUGAAAUCAUCCAUCCUGGUUCCAACAUGCAUGUUGAGAAGCCAUGGGAUCAUCGUCUUCCAACUGAAGAAAAUUUCCCCAUUGCUCCCACUGCUGCCAUUGCUGUUAUUUUGGUCCUGAUUGGCAUAAUUCUGUUUGUGUUGUAUAAAAGAGGAAUUAUAGGUAGAAGAAGCCAGGCUGAUCCUGUCUCUGUCGAAACGAAUGGGGAGAAGUUGCAUUUCAUUGGUGGUGGUGAUGCAGGCUCCUCCUCUUCCUCCUCCUCCUCUGGUUCCAAUGAGUCAAUCAGCAAAGACUCUGCUGUUGGAAGGGAUGACGAGGGCGAGCCUCUCAUUGGUGUUCACAUUUCUGAAGAUGGGAAACAAAUGGAAAGAAAAAGUUCCAAUGAGUCAAUCAGCAAAGACUCUGCUGUUGGUGGUGAUGCUGGGCCCUCCUCCUCCUCCUCCUCCUCCUCCUCCUCUGGUUCCAAUGAGUCAAUCAGCAAAGACUCUGCUGUUGGUGGUGACUCUGGCUCCAAUUCUGCUUGAGUCAACUGUGAAUACGUUUCCUGAAGCAAAUGCACCGAAAAACAGGAUAGAAAACCGAAAAAAGAUGCAACACUACUUUGAAGCUUUGUGUCCUUUUAGUCUGUUUGUUGAUGCAAACAUUGGUCUAUAGUCAGUCAUUUGCAAUGUUUUAUGUUUUGAUAACAUUAAAAACAAUUUGUUUUAUUUUGGUGACAUUAACAAAAUAUAUAUAUUUUAGCACUUUUUUUACUUUUAGAUUUCUAUCAGAAUAUUUAAGUCAACCAUGUUAGUCUAAAAACUCUUGGAUAUUAACAUUGUAAUAUUUGAACAAACAAAAAAAUGCCCCAAAAACAAAUUGAAUCUAAAACCUUUUCAAAAGCAUCUAGUUACAGCCUUUUGCCAAAUUUUGCACAAUGGGUAUCUACGAGAAAAGGAAAAAAACAGCUUCAGGUCAAACUUUCCUUUUCUGACAGUGACCUGCCCUGUAAAAUGGGUUUUAAGCUUUUAUUUUUUGUUAUUAUCAACAUUUUACUUUUAAACUGUACUUUUUCUAUGAGGUGUAAAUAUCUGCAGUCUCUCAAUCUUUUUAUGCUAUUGUUUGCUCUUCUGUAUAUUUUGUUUGUAUCAAUCAACUUGAUCACACAUUUGUGUAACUCUGAAAACUGGAAUGAAUAAAGAUUCAUGACAUUCUAUUCA
Oryzias latipes (Japanese medaka) is the source of this 2402-nucleotide messenger RNA. RefSeq names its product class I histocompatibility antigen, F10 alpha chain. Lineage: Eukaryota; Metazoa; Chordata; Actinopteri; Beloniformes; Adrianichthyidae. Gene Ontology annotation, cellular component: external side of plasma membrane. The record is from RefSeq and is a predicted model, not a curated record. Gene Ontology annotation, biological process: immune response.